AAUCCAAGCAGACAGUGUCCACUGCAACACACGCACAAAUACUGUACAUUCACACCUACACCUCAUUCACUCAGUCACAGAGUAGCGGUCGUGCAGGAAGAUGCAGAAAUGUCUGACGGAGGUGUUGCCUAGGUGUGCAGGUUAUGAUGCUGAAAGUGCCAUCACUGUGAAGUAAUACUGCAAGCAAUUACAUCAAUGCCAGCAACACCAGGAAGGUAAAAUUAGGCGCAAUUAUGUCUAGAAGCAAGAGCUCUGAGUCUGUGAAGGUUGUUGUGCGGUGUCGCCCAAUGAAUGAAAAAGAGUGUGCUGCAAACUUUGAGAGGGUGGUGUCUGUAGAUGUAAAGCUAGGUCAGAUUGUAGUGCGUAAUCCAAGAAGUGGGUCCACUCAUGAACAUCCCAAAGUUUUUACUUUUGACUCGGUAUAUGACUGGAACUCAAAGCAGGUUGACCUCUAUGAUGAGACUUUCAGGCCACUGGUGGAGUCAGUGUUGUUGGGAUUCAAUGGCACCAUAUUUGCUUAUGGACAAACAGGUACAGGAAAAACAUAUACAAUGGAAGGAGUACGCAGUGACCCAGAAAAAAGAGGAGUCAUUCCCAACUCCUUCGAGCACAUUUUCACACAUAUCUCCCGAUCACAGAACCAGCAAUAUCUGGUCAGGGCAUCAUACCUGGAGAUUUACCAAGAGGAGGUCAGGGACCUGCUAGCCAAGGACCAGUCUCGUCGCCUGGAGCUGAAAGAGAGACCUGACACAGGUGUUUAUGUCAAAGACCUUUCUUCAUUUGUCACUAAAAGUGACCGGGAGAUUGAGCAUGUUAUGAAUGUAGGUAACCAAAACCGUUCAGUUGGCUCAACCAACAUGAAUGAGCAUAGUUCCCGUUCUCAUGCCAUAUUUGUCAUCACUAUUGAGUGUAGUGAGUUGGGUCUAGAUGGGGAGAACCACAUCCGUGUUGGAAAACUCAAUUUGGUUGACCUGGCAGGAAGUGAAAGGCAGGCAAAAACAGGUGCUCAAGGAGAAAGACUAAAGGAGGCCACCAAAAUCAACCUCUCCCUGUCUGCUUUGGGUAAUGUCAUUUCUGCAUUAGUGGAUGGCAAAAGCUCCCACAUUCCGUACAGAGAUUCCAAGCUCACGCGUCUGCUACAGGACUCGCUGGGAGGCAAUGCCCGCACUGUCAUGGUGGCUAACAUUGGACCAGCCUCAUACAAUGUAGAGGAGACUCUAACUACGCUACGCUACUCAAACCGUGCUAAAAACAUCAAAAACAAACCCCGCAUCAACGAAGACCCCAAGGACGCCCUUCUAAGGGAGUUUCAGGAGGAAAUCGCUCGUCUGAAGCAGCAGUUGGAGAAACGAUCAGGGAAAAAGAAGAAGAAUAAGCAGAAGAGGAGACUUGGGGAGGGAGGAGAGGAACUGGAUGAUGAUGUGAAAGAUGACGAUGAUGAGGAUGAUGAUGAGGAGGAGGAAGGGGCGGGUGGGGAUAAGAACAUAGAUGAUUAUUGGCGGGAGCAGCAGGAAAACCUAGAAAAGGAGAAGAAAGCCAUUAUGGAGGACCAUAGUCUGGUGGCAGAGGAGAAACAGCGACUGCUGUUGGAGAAGGAGAAGAAGAUGAAUGAUCUCCAUCGGGAAAAGGAGGCAUCUGAGAUGCUUGCAGCCAAAGUCAAGGCUAUGGAAAGCAAGCUGUUGGUUGGAGGGAAAAACAUUGUUGACCACACUAAUGAGCAGCAGAGAAUUCUGGAUCAGAAAAGGCAGGAAAUUGCAGAACAGAAAAGGCGUGAACGGGAGAUGCAACAAGAGGUGGAGUGUCGCGAUGAAGAGACUCUUGAGCUGAAGGAGACAUACAGCUCGCUGCAACAGGAAGUUGAUAUAAAGACCAAGAAACUAAAAAAGCUCUUCGCAAAGCUACAAGCUGUGAAGGCAGAGAUCCAUGAUGUCCAGGAGGAACAUAUUAAAGAGAGACAAGAGUUGGAGCAGACACAGAACGAAUUAACCAGAGAACUCAAACUGAAGCAUUUGAUCAUCGAAAAUUUCAUUCCGUUGGAGGAGAAGAAUAAGAUUAUUUCGAGGGCGACCUUCGAUGAGGAGGAUGACACCUGGAAAAUGAAACCCAUUACCCGUGUUCAAGAUGACCAGCAGAUGAUGAGAAGACCAGUGUCUGCAGUCGGGUACAGGAGACCGCUGAGUCAACAUGCAUGCAUGGCCAUGAUGAUGCGCCCUGAACCCAGAUAUAGGGCUGAGAAUAUCCUGAUGCUGGAACUUGACUUGCCCACACGCACCACUAAAGAGUACGAGGAACCCAUGAUUGCGCCAAAGGUGGCAGCUGCUUUAGAACAUGCAUUGAGGGAGGAGGAUGACAUUCAAGUAGAUGCUUCGACCUUGGGCCAAGCUGGAUUCAUCAAGAAACCAAAAACAAGCCGUCUCAAAACAGGAAAGAAAGUGAACACCCCCAUGUCAGCUCACAGCCUCUCCAGCUCAGGACCCCCACUCUACCCCCAGUCUCGUGGCCUUGUGCCCAAGUAACCCCUCUAAAUACUCAUUCUUUCUCCAGAUCCUUCUAGACUGACUAGAAUGUGUUUUUUGCUUAUAGUCUGAAAUGAUAUGCUGAAGGUUGUUGUUAAUAAAAUCUCCAGGUUAUAAAAUAUACCCCUAAAUGUAUACAUUAUUGGGUAAGCAGACCAAGAUUUCCUCUCCUCACUCUCCGUUUUUUUUUUUUUUUUGUUUGUUUGUUUUGUUUGUUUUUUGUUUUCCAGUCCCACCCCUUGAAACAUUUUUAGUACUACUUUAAUGCUCCGGUUCUGCUGCUGACUGGUUUUAAACAUGUGCAAUUAUAAAUGGGAUUAAAUAAUAAUAUAAAAAGGCCCAUGAGCUUUCCUGAAAAGGAUAAGCGAGCAGACUUUGACAUUUAUAUUCAGAGGCAUGUUGCUAUCUUAUUCAGAACAUAAAAAUUGUUUUUAGCAUCUAGUCUUGCUGAUAACCGAUGCAUCCUCUUACUGUACUUGUAGUGCAGUGACAGUAAUUUGGACCACGGUUGGCAAGGAUUCAUUGCAUGUACAUGUUAGGUUCUAUCUAGCUAAUUAUGAAAUUUUUUUUUAUUAUUGUAGAUUUAACAAAUUGAAAGGCUCACUUGAGAAUUACACUGGGUGUGCGGAAGCGUUCCAUCAGUUUGCCUCCAAAUAUGCACCGUAGUGUUAUUUGCUGAGUGAGAGAGCAGACUAGAUUCCAGAUCUGGUUUCCAGCAUCCAUCCUUCCUUUCCUUUUAGCACUAGGAACCAUAGCUGUGAGGAGAGGAGGGGUCAGUGAGUAGGUCUGGAUUGGACUGACGUUAAUUAGAGUUGUAAUGCUGUUCUGUUCGAGUCGCCCAAGUUGGAAGGACUGGAGUGGGGAAGUUACCAGGUCAACACAUACUGAAUAAUCAGGGUUCCAAGGUGCCUUACCUUCCCUUUUUAUACAGAAGACAAAAGAAGACAUUUAGUCAAUCAUUUGGUCAGACUUUCCCUUGGAAUAAGCAGAAAGCUUUAAAUUCAAUUUAAAUUUAAGCACCCAUGCGGUGACUAAGGAGUGUAUGUUUGCACCAUCACAGUUGUUUUGGAAUAUCACUGUGCGUUUCCUUUCAGAGCAUCUGGAGAUGGUCAGUUCCUGUUACUUCACCCUUUAAAAAACACUGUUAAUAGAACAGUUAUUUGAAACAAAUAACAAAUUUUUCUGCUUUUGCAGGCAGCAUCCACAUAGCACUCUCUGAUAAAUGUGAUUUUGGGAGAAUCUUUAAACAUGACUUGUUUUAGUAACACUAAAAAACUGUAAUAUGCUCCUUUUCCCCAACCUCUGCCCUACCACUAAGGGUGACACAAUUGCUUGCUGCUACUGUAGGGUUUCAUUAAACCCGUGUACGGAGUGUAUGUUUGUGUAUGUAGAAAUGUCAGUAAAUAAUUCUCUUCUGUACUGUUAAAAUAAAAUGAUUAAUAGUCAUAUAGCAACAUUUACAAUGCUAACUUAUCGUACUGAACCUGUCUUUUAUAUUCAACUGUUACCUUUUGUGUUCAUGAGCAUAGAAUGUAUUUUUUUUUUCAUUUGUAUUAUUUAAUGUUGUGUACAAAUAUAUUUUUGCAUUAAUGAUUUUUAAGAGACUAUUUCAUGUUAACUUGUUCCUGUGACUUCUUCAGAAUUAAGUUCAAAUCUUAACGUGUGACAGUGUUUAGUUUCUCAAAGCUGUGUUUGUGUUGUUACCUUGAUUUAAAAAAAUCAACACGUCAGGCAUUUUGUUUAAAUCAUGUAGAAAAUAAAAAUGUUUUUUUAAAAAAAGCACUAAUGAAAAUGCACACCCUCUAUGUAAUGGUUGUUGAAUUCAUUCAUAUAAACCAAUACUUAAACCAGAA
Molecule: messenger RNA, 4369 nt
Organism: Tachysurus vachellii
Lineage: Eukaryota; Metazoa; Chordata; Actinopteri; Siluriformes; Bagridae
Product: kinesin-like protein KIF3B
Exons: 9
Coding region: 234-2516 (760 amino acids)
Biological process (GO): microtubule-based movement
Molecular function (GO): microtubule motor activity; microtubule binding; ATP binding
Source: RefSeq, a predicted model, not a curated record